GAAGCAGACAAAGGCGAGGGGAGAGACGGCGUGCCGCUAUCCUGCAGCAUCGACUCUACACGUUCACUCACACUCCCCCCCCUCCCCACCACCACCACCACCACCACCCGAGCACACACUCCCUUCUCUCCGCAAGCAGCGACGCAGACUCUCCGGAGCUGGUCCCCACCACCACCACACAUCUGUCACAACCAUCUCAACCUAAGUCAUCAUGGAGCUAGACUUUGGACACUUUGACGAGCGAGACAAGGCAUCCCGUAACCCUCGCGGCGGGCGCCUGAAUGGACUUCCCAGCCCUACCCACAGCGCCCACUGCAGCUUCUACCGCACCCGCACUCUGCAGGCCCUCACCAAUGAGAAGAAGGCCAAAAAGGUGCGCUUCUACCGCAACGGAGACCGCUACUUCAAGGGCAUCGUGUAUGCUGUGGCCAACGACCGGUUCCGCACCUUUGACGCGCUCCUGGCCGACCUCACGCGCUCUCUUUCUGACCACAUCAACUUGCCGCAAGGUGUCCGCUUCAUCUUCACUAUUGAUGGCAUGACCAAGAUCGGCUCAAUGGAUGAGCUAGAGGAAGGGGAAAGCUAUGUUUGUGCAUCGGAGAACAUCUACAAGAAGGUCGACUACACAAAGAACGUCAACCCCAACUGGUCCGUGAAUGUAAAGGCCUCGGCGAGUCAGAAGAACAUGCAGGCCUUUGCUGCCAGAGCUGCCGCCGAUGCCAGGGAGGGCAAGGACUUUGUUCGACCCAAGCUGGUGACGGUGAUGCGCAGCGGCGUGAAACCACGCAAGGCUGUGCGCAUCCUGCUCAAUAAGAAAACGGCACACUCCUUCGAGCAGGUGCUCACCGACAUCACAGAGGCCAUUAAACUUGAAAGUGGCGUGGUCAAGAAGAUCUACACACUUGAUGGGAAGCAGGUCACCUGCCUUCAAGAUUUCUUUGGAGAGGACGAUGUCUUCAUUGCAUGUGGACCAGAGAAAUUCCGCUACGCCCAGGACGACUUCUCUCUGGAUGUGAACGAAUGCAGGGUGAUGAAGGGAGCCAAAGUUCAACAUGGUUCAAUUAAGAGUCCUGGUCCGAUCAGGCGCAUGAAGUCUCCUGCUGAAUCAACCAACGGGACGGGCUCCAGCAGCCAGCUCUCCACCCCCAACAGUCCAGUCCUCGUCAACAAGCAGAAGGAUCUCUACUUGCCCUUAUCUCUGGAUGAUGAGGACUCCCUCGGCGAAUCGAUGUAGACUCCUGCAGCCUGCGUCCUUUUUGGCCUGAAACACAGAAGUUUUUAUACCUCUGCUGUUUUCCACUUUUACUCACAGUGCCACCUGUUGUCUAGGAGAACCAUUCUUUGUCUCUUUUUAAGGCCUUAGCCUCCAGGGCUAUGACACCAUUUGCUGCUUGAGAAUAACACAAACCCAGUUUUUCUUUUUAUUUCUUAUUAAAUCAGUUUCGACCACGUCGUAACGGUUCAGUUCAGAUGUACGUUUCCAUGUGCAGGUUAGCUGCUAUUUCUCAAAAAGGGGCACACAGUUCACUGACCAGCAGAUUACACGGUGUAAAAAUUUCACUUUGGUCUCAACCAUUUUUGUUAAAGCAUGCACUUUUACGUUAAUAUUUCGGUCACAGAAUUCCAAGCAGCAAAUGGAUAUUUUUAGGGGUGUUAGUCAGCGCUGACUCAACUUUUUUUAUCACUUGUAUUCGUAACGUUCCUCUGUGUCCUCCUGUCCUACAGUCUAAGGUGUGAAAGGUAAUGGCUCCUUGUCAGAGGAAAUCUGCUAAACCUGAUAGUCUUUCUUACCUGCUGUAAAUACUGUGUAUAGCUAUCCAUCAUAACGCUCUGCUUCCAUAACGUCACUACGAUGUCCGUCUAACAUUUGCUCAACAUGAUACAGGGUAUGGUCAAAGUAAAAGAAGAUCCAACAAAACAAAGUCCCACCACAGAGGGUGAGGAUGAGUGGGAUGCAGCUCCCGACUGAGGAUUAUCAGAAGCCUCCUCAAUUCAUGUUCCCACCUGAAUAUAUAAACAAGAGGAUUAUAAAACCAUCUAUAAAUUGACACUUUUAAACCACAGUGGAGGCCUCAAAAUCCUUAUGUUGGCAGUAAUUGGCAUUCAUCUUGUCUAAUCUGGGACAAGGAAAUAACUCUGUAAGAAAAAGCUUCCCACGUAGCCCUCUGUGAAGUCUUUGUGUUGGUGUUUCCAUUAUUUUCACCCUCUACUUAGACAGUAGGCUAUACAUGGUAUACACCAUCUGUGUUUUAGAUUUUCACAAACUGCAGUGCAUGAUAUUGAUGAAUGAUUAUGAAACUUAAGACGAAGCUGAUUUGAAGGAUUUAAAUGGUGCAUAAAAACAACCAAAGGAAAAAAAUAUUGGGCCCUUUUUAAAAAAACAAAAAAAAAAACAAAGCUCACACAUUAAGUAUGCCGUCUAAAUCAUUCCCCUUAUGCCAGGUGGUCACGUAUAAUAGUACAAUAUGUGAAAUUGAAAGAUAAAUAAAUAAAGGUGUCAAAGCCAAAGUAUGUUUUAAGUAUGAUGAUGAUUUUUAGACCAAUAAUUAUAGAAAAGGGAAAAUAUGUAACUUUAUUAGUUAGUAAAUAUGCUGGAGGAAGCACACCUGGAGAUUUAUGCAUGUUACUUUUAACGCAUCAAAAUAACGUUGAGAUUAAAUCACAAAUCCUGCUCAUUUGGGGUAAUUAGAGUUCUAUCAGGGCGCUAAACAGUAGUUGGGUUUCUCCUAUUUUGCAUGGCUCGGCAUAGUUCUCUCAUACAGAAAACUUGAUGUUUGUCUAAAUCUGUGUGGGUUUAAAAUUUUUAUAAAGUUUUAUCAAUUUAUAUCAAGGGUACUUGUCUAGGAUUUCUUUCUAGUUGCUCACAUGAGCUCUUAACACUCGUACUUCUUCUUUUUUUUUUUCAAGCCUCUGUGUGCAACUUUCUACGGCCAUAUUUCCUUUUCUGUCGUCACGACUUGCGUCGUGUUUCUUACAAAUCCACUGAGAAGAGUUUUCUCAGAUCUUUGCAGGGAAUCAAGCCUGAGAAUCGCUAAAUUGGACGACAUUGAAGCACAAAGCAGGGAGCUACUUAUUUCUCACAGCAACGGACACUUUACGGUCUACUUUCCAGCAUUUAAACGCGUGACAAUUCAUUUUUUUUUAUUCAAAUAAAACAUGCUGCACAUGUAGCAUCCUUUAAAUUCUAUGCAUUCGGAUUCAAGAAUAGUUAAAAAUAUUUUGUUUCUUUUCGGUAGGAACCUUUUAUACCCGAUAGCCUAAUGAGAAAUAGACUAAGACAAAAAAAUGUCCAUUCAGGUAAUCGAUUGUGAAGAUGUGACAGUCUGAAAGUUGUAGGAGUGAUCUGGUGCUGAAAGCUACAUCUUUCUCCUGCAGGGAGAGCUGUCACGUCACGCCGGCACAAUGGCUAAUAAUAUCCGCUAAUCCAACAGCAGGGGCACCUCACUUUACAGACCGUUUUGUACAAAACUCCCAAUUGUUGUCACACAGUUCUGUAUAACCUUACAUGCUAACAAUGUUUGUUUUUUCCUUGAUUUUUCUACAGCUUAUUACAGCGCUACAGCAUAUAAAACGUUGGUUGUCUUGUGUUAACCUGCCUCCACCAUGUAAGACUGAUGGUGUGAAUUCAUCGCCUACAGUGGUGCCUUUUUUUUUUUUUUUUUUUUUUUUUUUUUUUUAAGGAUUACUGUCUUUUGAUAAAAAUAAAAUAGGACUUCGAAGGCUUGAUCUUUGUUAACAGCUGUUUGUAAAACAUUUUUAAACGUCGUGAAUGAUGAGGCCUCCCAACACACUUUGUUUUGUAGAGCUACAGGACAAUUUAUCGUGGUGUAAAUACGCUCCCUUCCUGUUCUCUUUCAUAUGUAUGCCUUUCUGAUCGAAUGAAUGACUUUUUGCUUUUCUUGGAAAUUAACAAUGUCCUUUUUAGUGGUAUUUUGCAAUGUCACAGUGGCUUGUUUCAGUGGUUCAUUCAGUGUAUUAACCGGUAUCCUUUUGCAAUUAAAACGGUUGUAUUUCA
Molecule: messenger RNA, 4015 nt
Organism: Anarrhichthys ocellatus (wolf-eel)
Lineage: Eukaryota; Metazoa; Chordata; Actinopteri; Perciformes; Anarhichadidae
Product: neuronal migration protein doublecortin
Exons: 7
Coding region: 212-1234 (340 amino acids)
Biological process (GO): intracellular signal transduction; photoreceptor cell development; axoneme assembly
Cellular component (GO): axoneme
Source: RefSeq, a predicted model, not a curated record